UUGGUGGCGUGAAGGUUAUUAAGUGACUACACCCAGGAAAUACUCGCAUAAUUUGGACUAUGGAAGACAUAUCGAGUUUGGGAAGGUUUCCAUAUGAAGCGGCAAAACCCUUCAAGAAGAAAACUACAUCGGAAAACAUCCAAAAUUUCCUGCAAUUUCUUCUGGACUUGUUAAAGUUCCUCCUACUCUCAAUACCCAUCGUGCUGAAGUAUGUGAAGGAGAUUUUCUCCCCUGCCGAACCCAAGAAGAUUGCCGGCCAAUUGGCGCUGGUAACAGGUGGCGGAAAUGGGCUUGGCAAGGCGAUUGCCAUUCGCUUGGCCAAAGAGGGAUGCGAUGUGGCCGUGGUGGAUGUUGAUUUCGCCGCUGCUGAGCGUGUUGCUGGCGAUAUCAAGAGUUUUGGAAUCAAAUCAAAGGCCUACAAAGUCGACGUGUCCAAUUAUGAAGAAGUUAAAGUCUUGGGCGAAGAAAUUGAGGAUGACUUGGGCGCUGUGGACAUUCUCGUGAACAAUGCUGGAAUAAUGCCUGUAGUGUCGCUGAUGGAGGGCAGACCAAAGGACAUCGAGAAGAUCCUGAGUGUGAAUCUCACUUCACACUUUUGGACGGUUCGAGUGUUCUUAGAAAGUAUGAUAAGGCGUCGAAAGGGACACAUUAUGGCCAUAUCUUCGCUGUCGGGUCUCGAUGCCGCCGGAAGAGCAAUUGCAUAUUCAGCCAGUAAGUUUGGAGUUCGAGGAUUCAUGGAGGCCCUCAGAGAGGAGAUUCGCCUGAAUGGAAAUUCAGGAGAGAUCUUCACGACAACGGUUUAUCCUUACUUCAUAUCAACUAGACGAGACUUGAUGGAGAAAAUGCAGAAAACGAGUUUGUUCCAACGAUUUCCACCACUUAUUCCUGACGAUGCUGCUGAUAUUGCUGUCGAUGCCAUGCUAGAUAAUGCGAUUUCCAUCACCAUUCCGAAAGUGUGGCCAAUCAGUCGAGUAAUCUUCAAAUGCCUUCCGUCCCGAAUCCAGGACCUCGUGAGGGAAAUCCUCGUGAAGGAGUACAUUCCACGGAUUCAGUAUUAAUGCAUGUGCCUCCACGAUGAAUCAAUAUGAUAAUCCUGUGAGUUGCCGAGCGCAAUAAUCAUAAACAAUUUAGUACAGAGGAAAGGAGCCAGUAUGUUUGUCUACAGGUUAUGUGGAUAUAAAAUUUUUGGUCUAUCUCGCAUGGCUUCAUUUUAUCUCCGUCGAUGCUUAAUGCUUUUUAUCUCACUGUAUUUUCUGGGCCAUAAAAGUUCUGGCGUAAAUAUUGGUGAAUUACUUCCGCACAUUUUUGGUAGUUUUCCUAGUUUAUGAUUGCAAAUUGUUGAAAUUGUUCCACCUUGAAAAUGAGACAAUUGUCUGGCAGUUCAAUCACCUCUUUUGAAAAUAGAAAAUGUAGACGACAAUCUUCUUCAAUUCCGGCGUUAUUCAAUUCCUCAAAGAGCAUCUCUGUCGAUGAUGAUAGGAAUUUAUGGAAAGAUAAACCAAUACGGCAUUUUCAUAAAGCAUUAAUUUUAUCUUGGCACAUCAAAAAAAGAGACUUGUGAGGCACAAAAGUAUUAAAAGUUCCCCCAAAGCAGCGAGGAAAUCCUCCUCAUAUGGGGAGAGUGUGCGUAUUUGAAAUAAUAAAAAGCCAAGUAUAUCGCAAAAAAUAAAAGUGCAUGAUAUUUUAUUACCAGAUAUAACUUUAGAAGAAACAAAGUCGAAGAAUAUAUGCGGUGAAU
This is a messenger RNA of Phlebotomus argentipes, 1738 nucleotides long. RefSeq lists its product as uncharacterized. The transcript has 5 exons. Gene Ontology annotation, molecular function: oxidoreductase activity, acting on the CH-OH group of donors, NAD or NADP as acceptor. Bases 60 to 1058 code for a protein of 332 amino acids. Gene Ontology annotation, cellular component: lipid droplet. Lineage: Eukaryota; Metazoa; Arthropoda; Insecta; Diptera; Psychodidae. The record is from RefSeq and is a predicted model, not a curated record.